Messenger RNA from Pochonia chlamydosporia 170, 1203 nucleotides. RefSeq names its product polysaccharide synthase. NCBI's taxonomy places the organism in Eukaryota, Fungi, Ascomycota, Sordariomycetes, Hypocreales, Clavicipitaceae. Bases 1 to 1203 code for a protein of 400 amino acids. The record is from RefSeq and is a predicted model, not a curated record. The transcript is spliced from 4 exons.
AUGGCAGCCAUCACGACUCUUGCUGGAUUUUGGCUCUGGGGGCUUAUCGACGGGAAAGUUCUCGCGACUGCAUCUAAGAGAUAUAGACCGGUUGAGCGCCAGGAUGAUGAUCCCUCUUUCAAUAUUGACACAUCGGACGUCAGUGUCAUUGUGCCGACAGUCGACACCAAGGCAUCGUUUCCUACCUGCCUUCAAACCUGGGUUGCCAACAACCCUGGAGAAAUUAUAAUCAUUGGAAUAGAGAAGCAGCGCGAUCAUAUAGCCAGCCUGGUUCAGCGUGCCGCCCUAUCACCAGAUCUGGCUACCAAAAUCAAGAUACUCUACGCACCAGCGGCAAGCAAAAGGGAUCAAUUCAGACUAGGCAUUGAAGAGUCCACCGGCAGUAUUAUUGUCAAUGUAGACGAUCAUAUCAUUUGGUCGGACGAGUUCCUCCAACAUACACUACCAUGUUUCCAAGACAAGUCUGUCGGGGCCGUCGGAACACCACUUACAAUUCACAUCCCUCCACAUCGCCGCAACAGCAAAAGCAUUACACCCUGGGAGACAGCCAUGAUGAGGGCUCUCUGGAAGAGAAAUCACGGACUAGAAGCAGUUUACGCCGCCUACGGUUGGUGCUGGGUGCUGGCUGGGUCGACUGUUGUUUUCCGAGCUGAGAUUCUCAAGGAUCCCCGGUUUCUGCACGGCUUAACAAAGGACUACUGGCUGGGCCGGUAUAAACUUGACACAGGAGACGAUACCUUCUCAUCACGUUGGCUACAGCAACACGAUUGGAAGAUUGCCAUUCAGUCCAUGCCAGCGACAGAAGUUAACAGAACAACGGUCAAGACUGGUUCCGCGUUUUUUGAGCAGGCCUUCCGAUGGGAACGAAGUACCAUACAGUCCUAUCUGCGUACGUUACGAGACGUUUCUCAGAUUUGGAAGAAACCAUAUGUCGCCCGUAAGACAAUCGAACGAGUUUGUCGGCCCCUAUUGACCGGUAUACAUAUUUAUGCGUGGAUUCGCUCGUUCAUGACUUACCCGACACUAGCAUCCUUGCUACUGCUGUAUUAUGGUUGGGAUUCAAGCUUGAGCUACAGUGCAUUUCUUGGCCGAUAUCCUUAUAUGAGGCGCCAUUUGUGGGCUGCUGUGCUGAUUGACUAUUUCUACGUGAUCCAGGAUGUUUGGAGCUGGUUGACUCUUAAUGAUACUUCUUGGCGCCGAUAG